GGUUCUCUUUGGGAGUGACCAGGAUGGAUAGGAUCAGGAAUAAUAUCAGAGGGAUAGCGCAUGUUAGAGGUAAAGUCAGAGAGGCCAGACUGAGAUGGUUUGGGCAUGUCCAGAGGAGAGAUCGCAUAAAAUGUGGAGGCAUCCUUUCUGCGCCGUCCGGCAACCUAUCCAGUCCAAACUUCCCAGACUUCUAUCCAUUCAACAUCCUCUGUUCAUGGCUCAUUGUUGUACCGGAAGGUUCUUCAGUGCUGCUGACAUUCCACUACUUUGAGUUAGAGUAUCACACCAGCUGCGCCUACGAUCACAUCAAGAUCUACAAUGGCGUGGCCGGUGACGAGGGCAACCUACUAGGGACCUUCUGCGGUGAUGCACCCCCACCAGCCUUUACCUCAUCCUGGAAUGUCAUGUCAAUCAUCUUUCGGUCUGAUCGUCACGUAGCGCACAGGGGCUUCAGUUUGGGCUACAGGAAAGACAUGUGCGGCGGUGUACUAACGGGCCUGUCGGGCGUCAUCUCAAGCCCGGGUUACCCGGCUGAGUACAGCAAUGACGCUGACUGCACGUGGCUCAUUCGUGUGUCCAACAGCAGCGCCGUCACUCUUCUUUUCCUGGAUUUCCAGAUGGAAAAUAACGAAGGCUGCCACUUUGACUAUGUGGCCCUGUUUGACGGCCCCACCGUGACGCAUCACCACCUGGGGACGUACUGCGGGACCGACAAACCCCCCACUACCGUCACCACAGCCAACCAGCUGCUGCUCGUCUUCAAAUCAGAUUUCAACAUCGGGGGACGAGGCUUCAAGGCGUACUACUACUCUGGAGAAUGCCAACAGGUGCUGUCGGACGUGGGCGGCAACUUCAGCAGCCCUAAUUUCCCGCACAUCUACCCGAACAACAUCAACUGCCACUGGAGCAUAUCGCUAGCAGCUGGCUACCGUAUCAAGCUCUUUUUCCCUGUGAUGGACCUGGAGGGCCGCAACAGCCUGACUGAUGCAUGCGACUACGACUGGGUGGCCGUGUACGACGGUGAACGCCAGGCAGUGGAUGCGAUGCUGGGACGUUGGUGCGGCGCCGAGAGACCACGAUCACUCGUCUCUCGAGGCAACAAGAUGCUGGUGGUUCUUAGCACGGACAGAGACAAGGCGCACAGAGGCUUCACCGCUUCUUAUCUCGGAGUGGUGCCUGUGAAUGUGAGCUGCACCAGGUCAGAGUUCACCAUCCUGAUACCUCAGAAGUCAUUACCCCAGCUGGACCGUGAACGCAUCUAUCUGGGCAACCCCUCGUGCACCGCCCAACUGACAGCCACUUCUUACAAAAUCCUUGCACAGUUUGUUAACUGUGGCACAGCCAGCCAGAAGCACCGUAACGUUACCAUGCUGGUCAACAAGCUCUACAUUGAUUUCUCCGAUGGCGAACGGAACAAUGUGCAGGAGUACAAGGUGCAGUGUGACGCAAUGCGCAAGUUGGCCUCAGCGUCCAUCGUCUCAGUGGAGGAGCGUCGGCUGGAGGAGGAGGCAAUGCAGGUCGACGCUGCCGGCGUAGGGCCUGAAGUGGUGUUCGCUGAGGCCGAGCCCCACGAUCUCAGCGAUAUUGUCUUCAUCAGUAUCUGCGUCCUGGCAGUCAUCCUCAUGGUGAUUGCCAUCGUCUGGCUCGUCUUGCUUUAGCGGCCGAAUUUCUUUGGCCACGACAUUGGGUACAAAAUUGAAUGCAAGAGCCGCAUCAAAAAUUUGUACCUUGAAAUAAAAAUGCACGGUUGUAGACUACCACCGUAUCCCCUCCCACUUAUAAACAAAGAACAGCGGGGGAGGACUUUUUAGGCAAACACAAGCCACAAGAUUUAGAGGGGCUCCCAAAUGUCUCCCAAAAAGUAGUUAAUAAAACUUCUUUGAGUCAAACAAUUAUUGUUUUAGUCUUAAUUCCCAUGGUGAAUGCUUCAGCUAUCGUUAAUGCAUCAUCUCUUUAAAUUUGUUGGACUUUCAUAUUUUAGUGUACAUGAGCAUAUUUUGAAACAGGAAGAGGAGAGCAAAACUGUAAUAAAAUUGUAAAAGUCAGAUUUUACUUAGGACACAUUUCAGCCAAAAAUAGGCCGGUUACAUUUAAACGUUUUAAUCUAAUUACAUCCAUAAACUUCGAGGUAUUGUUUUACUUCCUUCCCUUGGGAUUGCUUUACAUUCUUGCGCUUUAUUAUCAUGGAACUGAAACCUACUUUUCUGGCUCUUGUAGAAGACAAAAUGAUACACCACAAGGUAUUCCUACAAUUUUGUGCAAGUUUAGUUUUAUUUUAUAUGUUGAUGCAGGAUUAAAGCAUGCCCGCCUUACAG
Molecule: messenger RNA, 2315 nt
Organism: Corythoichthys intestinalis (scribbled pipefish)
Lineage: Eukaryota; Metazoa; Chordata; Actinopteri; Syngnathiformes; Syngnathidae
Gene: cdcp2
Product: CUB domain containing protein 2
Exons: 5
Coding region: 24-1658 (544 amino acids)
Source: RefSeq, a predicted model, not a curated record